UCCAUGGCAACGGCUUGGGCCUUCCGGAAGAGCGAGCACUUCCUGUUCCGGUUCCUCCUUCCUGGCCGGCGUGGGGGCCGAGUUCGGGACGGGGCGCCAUGCGGCAGCUCUCACCGCUGCCUCCCCGCAUCCUGACGCCCCUGCCGGGCCUGCUUGUGGCGGCGGCGCUGGCGCUGGCGCUGCUUCGCGGGGAAGCGGCCCCUGCUCCGCGGCCCUUCCCGCAGCCCCACACCCCGCCGCCUAAGCGGCCUUUUCCUUCGGCGCAGUCAGGCCGCGAAGAGCUCUUUGAGGCCUCUCCGGACAGCACCGGCCCUCCCGACGCGGUGCCCAGUGGCAAUGGGAGCAGCAGCAGCAGCCUGGCCGCUGUGCCGCCCCCUCCCCAGGCCAGCCCGCCCAUGACCCAGCGCGCCCUCUCCGUGCUCGUCCUCGCCAGCGCCGCCCUCAUCGUCUACUUCGUCAUCCGGACCGUCCGACUUAGACGAAGAAAUAGAAAGACAAGGAGGUAUGGUGUUCUGGACACAAACAUAGAAAAUACAGAGUUGACGCCAUUAGAACAAGAUGAUGAUGAAGAUGAUACAACACUGUUUGAUGCCAAUCAUCCUCGAAGAUAAGUGCCUUUUGAGAAAGGGUUUCAAUUGCAGAACAACAGAAGAAGGUGGUUCAAAAGGAAUAAGAAGCCAAUAUUGGGACAGGGGGUAUAAACAUGAUGUAUAUAUAUUAUGGUAUCCUUUAGUUUGUUGCAAUAAACUCUUAACAUUUUAUUCUAUUUUUUGUAUAUACAGAUUUAUUUUCAGUUAAAGUCUAUGGAAAUAGCACACUAAACUUUAAACCUAUUUUAAACAGGGUAUUUUCUGUUCAUUUUCUGUAAUGUGGUCUUCUCUUGUGAGAUACAUUUGUGAGUUUCUUAGCCAACAUUUUUAAGUAUGUCAAAUGUAGUAAUUUAUUUAUGUGAUUUUUUUUGCAACAAGUCUUUCAUUUAAUAGCACUGUCUUGCCAAAUUGAAUCACUUGUGUCUCUGAGGAGUGUUGAUUUUUUUAAAUGGGAAGGUUAACGUGGAUAUACACUGUAGAUCUGUGAGAGUGAUGCAAAUAAAUGUUUACAGUAUUCAUAAUAUUGA
This is a messenger RNA of Anolis carolinensis (green anole), 1117 nucleotides long. RefSeq names its product family with sequence similarity 174 member A (gene fam174a). The record is from RefSeq and is a predicted model, not a curated record. The transcript has 3 exons. Lineage: Eukaryota; Metazoa; Chordata; Lepidosauria; Squamata; Anolidae. Bases 99 to 611 code for a protein of 170 amino acids.